UCGCGUAGAGGAAGAGAACGGCGCCCAAGCAGUGAUCGUCUUGCCCGUAUGUUGAGCUAGGAUCGACGGAAAUAUGGAGUCGGAUAGCAUUUCUGGAUUCACAGAUGAGAGAUAUCUCCGCGAUCCUCUUUCAUGCCUUGGCACGGAGGCCUUGAUAGAUCUAUUCUCGCCUCCUCGCUACAAUGUGGCUUCUUCUCUAGAUUAUUCGCAAGAUUUUGAGGGAGAUAGAGGACAAUCACACUCUUCGAACAAGAAUUUGCUAGAAAUCCCUGAGGAACAGAUAGACGACGAGGAAAUAGAAGAUGAUCGAGAGUGCUUGCGAAGAGAUUUUACCAAUCCUGGCAAUUCUGAAGAAGAAGAAGAAAAAGAAAAAGAGACUAGUGAUUCAGGCCUACAAAAGGAGGACACUUACUCACAGGCGACUGGUGCGAAAAAUCCAGAUAGUAGCCGAGCUAGCUUGGAAGCGAUUGACGAUGCAAAAGCUUUAAAAACCCUCGACGAACACAGACCGGAUGUAGUGGGAGUGGUCGAAACUCAAGCAAAGGAUUGCUCGCACGGAAUCAUGGUAGUAAAUGAGGCCGAGUUAGAGGAAGUGGUGGAUACUCGAGGCAAGAACGAUAAGUCGGAUCUAGUGACGGGGAUGAUGCGAAGGGGAGAGAAAAACCACGACAGUAACGAUAGUCAUGCAACACGAAUUGAUCCUUCACCCGAAGAAGAUAGUCUCAAGGGUGGUGGCUGGGUAUGCCCGAGAGCUGGAAGAAAACGCAGGAAAGGCUUGCGCCAAGGAGUUCUGGACGGCUGGCUAGUCUCUACCGUACAUGGGUCAACCAGGCAGCGUCAUUUCGUCAAAGCCCCACCGAGUUUCCGGUAGAUGCAAGAGCUCCCGAGCGAUGGCGGACGCGGCAGUGCUCGCAAGCAGCGUCAUCACAAGCUUCAUUCAAGGUGUGAAGGCUCUCAAGGACGCGUCUGUGAAUCUAGAUGAGGCGCCAUCGAACUUUCAGAACUUGAAGAGGUUAGUGACCCAGCUAGAGAGCUCCGUGACCAAGACAGAGAAGAAGUACGCGAACAAGCUUCACAAUGACGAGUUUCGGGCCAGGCUUCGAGAUUUACGUGAGCUUGUCCAGGAGUUUAGCACUGAGGUAGGAAAGGCCGAGAGGCUCACUUCCAGGAAAGGAUUGACACGGGUCAUGGCGUGCUGCUGGUCAGCAGCUGUCGGGGACGAGCUGCUGAGAAUCGCAUACUCCAUGGAAUCCCAGCUGCAGAAAUGGUUUGAGCAGCAAAAUGUUCCAGUCAGCAUCGAAGAGGCCAUGGAGAGGUACGCUCAAGGACUACCAUCUUACUUAACUUUGCAACCAGAGGAUGGCUACCAGCCAUUGCGCUCUAAAGUCCAGGAGGUGUGCGAUCUUCUCGCGAGCAGCCCUCACAAGGUUGUCCUCGUGCACGGCCUCUCUGGUAUCGGGAAGUCAUCGCUUGCUCAUUUUGUGGGAGCAAGCUCUCUGCCAACGAGAUUCGUAGACGGCAGCUUGAAAGUUUUGCUUGGCUAUGGGUGUAGCAGAGCUGCAUUGGGAAACAACACUAAAGAGUACCAGAAAGACUUUGCUGAGAAGAUUGUUCACCUCCUACGGACACAGCUGGGCUAUAAGAAGCACGACCUCGACGGCAUAAGCUUGAAAGAAGCCUUCGUUAUCUUAGAGGAGACGCUCAAGGAGAAGAACUACUUGAUCAUCGUUGACGAUGUGUGGGAGGCAGACGUGGUGAUCCGGUUCAUGAAACUCCAGGGGAAUCGGUGUAAGUACCUGGUGACAACAAGGCUAUAUGCGAUGGUUUCGAGUGACGUUGACAGAGUGGAGGUAACGAAGGAAGACGUCGCUCAAGUUGGAAAAGAAAUCCUACGGCACCACAGCCAAGUGCAAGACUUGCCGGUACAAGAACUUGCUGACGAACUCCUACAUCGUUGCGGACAUCAUCCCCUCACAGUCACUGUGAUCGGUCAGGCUCUGGAAGGAGAAUCCAGGCACGAGCAAUGGCUUCAGGCAAUUAACGAUCUUUCGAUUUAUGCCAGCCGAGCCCCUGUUCCAAACAAGGAUCUCAUGGACGACGACGUAUCAAACGCCGCUACUGUGUUUGGUUCCCUCGAGUUUAGCCUGAAGGCGAUGGAAAAGGAGACGAGGGAGUUUUUCACCGCUUUUGCUGCACUAUCAUGGGUGGAACCGAUUCCAGAGCCAUGUCUCGAAGAAAUGUGGCGUGCUCUUGGGCUGCAAGGAACUUUUCGGCUGGCUAUAGGUGCUCUUCUGAAAGGCUCUUUGAUCGGCAAGCAUAAGUCGUCCUACAGCUACAUUAUUCACGACAUGGUCGCUCUCUACCUUGCCGAGAAAGACCUCGAAAGCUUGGAACUCCUGAAACUUCCGGACUCCUCCAGAGAGCUAGCCACAGUAGCUCCGUGGCUUUAUAGAUACGGGAAAGAAAGACCGAGAAAAAUGGCAGGGGAUGCUCUUCUCAGGAUCCUCGGGUCAAGGAACGAAGCUCUACAGGCUAGCGUUUUCGACGCGACUAUAAACCUGUGCUCUCUUUGCAAGACGUAUCAAGACUGGUCGGAGACUAGCCAGUCAUUUGUUCUACUUCUGGGGCCCGGGAUCCCGAGACUUAUUCCGGAACUUGGUCCCGGAGGGAAGGCAGCACAGUCGGCUCUCCGCUUCAUCGCAAACUACUAUACUCCAAGCGACUGGGAGUACAACUUGAGCAGUUUUAUAGACACUGGGAUACUUCAUCAUAUCCGGCAACUUCUGAAGCCCGACGAUGACUCACUGUCGAGCAUGGUUCACGUCUUGAAGAAGCUGGUAACGUUUAUUUCCGCUGCCGAGAACGCUCAAGACACUCUGCGAAUUAUGCCCAUCGACGAGCUGGUUAAGCUGCUGGAUCCUUCUUCAAAGACCACGCGGAACUUUGUGGGAAGCAGUGCGAUGGACGCUUUGAUUGCGAUGGCCGAAGCCGGUGGACAGGACGUAGUGGAUCGUAUGUUCUCGGCGGGCCUGGGGGCGAUGAUGGUCCAGCACAUAAGAUCCGACUUUGACGAGUUUGGGGGGUGCGGCAUGAAGGAGCUCAACGUCUUAAGAGAGCGCUAUCUGGAAGGAGGAUCAACCAUCGUCGCCACUUUCCGGCGGUCAAAGCUGUAUGACAAGAUGCCGGAGAGGCAUGCAGCGUUCUUCGACGACAGCUUUUCUCUGGUAUAAGUGUGUUCCUCGACACUCGUUUCAAGCUGGACAAGCGCUUUUGCAAAGAAAGGUACAGAGCUUUAUUGAGCUGUUUAUGCGACGAGAGUGGCACUUAUUUGCAGAGUUGUUUCCGAGCUUGCCGCGGUGGGCACAACGUGGUUGUAGACAUGCGAUGUUGAUGGCACGGGGAAAGCAUGGAUUGCUUUGAUUACGACGAUCGUGUGCUGUGAAUUUUGUGAGCGUAUAAGCAUGUGGUACCCUCAGGUCAGUGAAUUAUUUUCUUGUUUGUACAUGAGGACAUUCACCCGUCUACGUCUGCGCACAUCUGUAUAGCCUUUGAACUUCAAAGUGAUCCGCACCACACAUCUGGCUAUGGAUGUUCCUCAAAAGAAAGCCAGUCCUUUAUGGGGGAGUACUCUCUCAGAUUUCCAGGUCUGGUCGUUGUUCGAGACAUAAGCUGGGGGGAGAUACUACCUA
This is a messenger RNA of Selaginella moellendorffii, 3689 nucleotides long. Its product is annotated as probable disease resistance RPP8-like protein 2. The transcript is spliced from 4 exons. The record is from RefSeq and is a predicted model, not a curated record. Gene Ontology annotation, molecular function: ADP binding. The coding region runs from base 819 to 3230 and encodes 803 amino acids. NCBI's taxonomy places the organism in Eukaryota, Viridiplantae, Streptophyta, Lycopodiopsida, Selaginellales, Selaginellaceae.